GAUCCUGGGCUCGGUCCGCUCUGCCGCCCAGCUCCGAGGGCAGGAGCCGGAGGGACCCAAGGGGCGGCGUCGUGGCGCCUGCGGGCUGCCCUCUUGCCCGGCUUCGCUCCUCCGAGGAGGGGAAAGGCCGGGUCGAGCGGGGCCCGCGGCGGGGCGAGCGGCUCCCGGCCAGGGCUGCGUUGCAGGCUUCGUUUCGGAGCCUGGGAUUCGGUGAAACCCUGGACGUCCCUUCCAGCCCGACUUCCCUGUGCUCCUGCGAGUACCGUGGCAGGACUUCUCAAGCGCUCCGAUUUUUCAUCUGUUGAUUACUGGGAACCGUGGAGAUUUGUGGCUUCAGCCAGGAACUGGGUUGCAAGCAGCUGCCUGCCAUGGCAAAAGGUUGCAAACUCCUUGCCUAAGAGAGAGUUCAGGAGAUCAGGCUAUGAUGGAAGGACUGUUCAGAGAUGGAGAAAGGACAAAAUAUGUGGAACCAGGAGUUUGGUGAGGUCCUUUGGAACAAAUAUGGAGAAGCAGGAAGGAAUAAGGGUUGCCAACAAAUUAGAUAUUGCCUGUUCUUGAAAGCUGCAGGAGUUGGGGACCUACUGCUUUUAAAAUGUCAGCACUCAGCAGCGAUUGCCCACACUUGGAAUCAGUUGGUGAAAUAACAAAAGAAGAAUUGAUACAAAAAUCUCAUGGCACUUGUCAAGACUGUAAAGUCAGAGGACCAAAUCUUUGGGCAUGCUUAGAGAAUAGAUGUUCGUAUGUUGGCUGUGGUGAAUCCCAUGUAGAUCACAGUACCAUCCAUUCUCAGGACACACAGCACUGCCUAACAGUCAACCUUACUACCCUCCGUGUCUGGUGUUAUGCAUGUAGCAAAGAAGUAUUUCUGGAUAGAAAAUUACGAACUCGUUCUCCAUUACCAAAUGCAAGGUUAUCUCACCAAGCACAAGAAAAUAGUGUGCAGGAUUUUAAAAUACCUGGUAAUCCAACACUGAAGAUUCCUCUAGUUGCUGUAUUUGAUGACUUGGAUAUCGAGGUGGAAGAAGAUGAACUGAGGACAAGAGGUCUUACUGGUUUGAAAAAUAUAGGAAACACUUGUUACAUGAAUGCAGCUUUGCAGGCUCUUUCCAAUUGUCCGCCUUUGACACAGUUUUUUCUCGACUGUGGCGCCUUAGCUCGAACGGAUAAAAAACCAGCAAUUUGUAAAAGUUACCUCAAGCUGAUGACAGAACUUUGGCACAAAAGCAGACCUGGUUCCAUUGUUCCUACAAAUUUGUUUCAAGGAAUUAAAACCGUAAAUCCAACAUUUCGAGGCUACUCCCAACAGGAUGCACAAGAAUUUCUGCGUUGUUUAAUGGAUCUGCUUCAUGAAGAGCUAAAGGAACCAGUCAUGGAAAUAGAAGAUGUCCACCCUACAAGUGUAGAAGAAAAUAUGGAAGAAGACAAAAGCCAGUCAGAUCUGGAUUUCCAGUCUUGUGAAUCUUGUAAUAGCAGUGAUAAGGCAGAAAAUGAAGCCAGUUAUAAACCCCUCAUGGAAGACCCUGCAGAGUCUGCUAUGUUAAUUCAGGAUGAUGAAAACCACUCUCUCGUAUGCAAAGAUUGGCAGAAGGAAAAAAUUCUCUGUAAUAAGCUUAACCGAACAAAUUCUAUGGAAGUCUUAGAGAAAGACAUGCACAGUACUUCAGAAACUGCUGAAUUUUUAAACAACCAAGGAACAGUUAAAGUACAAAUACACAGCAGACUUUCAGACUAUGCCUCUGGUGAUGUCCACACAAAUGAUCUGUCUGCAGCACAAAGUCCUCCAAAAUCAGUCUCAUCAUGGUCCCCAUUGGCACCAUCCCACAAAGUUCCAGGUAUGUCUUCUCCAAAAAAGAAGAAGCAGAAGCGAUACAGGAGUAUUAUAUCUGACAUAUUUGAUGGGACCAUCAUAAGCUCAGUGCAGUGCCUGACUUGUGAUCGGGUGUCUGUAACUCUGGAGACUUUUCAGGAUUUGUCUUUGCCUAUUCCAGGCAAGGAAGAUCUUGCUAAACUGCAUUCUGCAAGCCAUCAGACUUCUCUGGUCAAAGCAGGGUCAUGUGGAGAAGCAUAUGCCCCACAGGGGUGGAUAGCAUUUUUCAUGGAGUACAUUAAAAGCUGGUUUUGGGGUCCAGUUGUAACCUUGCAAGAUUGUCUUGCUGCCUUUUUUGCCAGAGAUGAGCUCAAGGGUGAUAAUAUGUACAGCUGUGAAAAGUGUAAAAAGUUAAGAAAUGGAGUGAAAUUCUGCAAAGUGCAAACAUUUCCUGAGAUACUAUGCAUUCAUCUCAAAAGGUUUAGACAUGAGCUAAUGUUUUCCACGAAAAUUGGUACCCAUGUAUCAUUUCCUCUGGAAGGACUUGAUCUUCAGCCUUUCCUUGCCAAAGACAGUCCCACUCAAGUAGUGACCUACGAUCUCUUGUCUGUCAUCUGCCACCAUGGAACUGCAAGCAGUGGGCAUUACAUAGCUUAUUGCCGAAACAAUUUAAAUAAUCUCUGGUAUGAAUUUGAUGACCAGAGUGUUACAGAAGUAACAGAAUCUACAGUACAAAAUGCCGAAGCUUAUGUUCUCUUUUACAGAAAAAGCAGUGAAGAAGCACAGAGAGAGAGACGGAGAAUAUCAAGUCUGUUGAAUAUGAUGGAACCAAGUCUUCUGCAGUUCUACAUUUCUAGACAGUGGCUGAAUAAAUUCAAGACCUUUGCAGAGCCAGGACCCAUUUCAAAUCAUGAUUUCCUCUGUGUGCAUGGAGGUGUCCCUCCACGUAAAGCUACCUUUAUAGAGAACCUGGUACUAAUGCUACCUCAGAACAUAUGGGAUAACCUGUACAGCAGGUAUGGAGGAGGACCAGCUGUUAACCAUCUGUAUAUUUGUCAUACCUGCCAAAUAGAGGCUGAGAAAAUUGAGAAAAGACGGAAGACUGAAUUAGAAAUGUUUGUUCGGCUCUAUAGAGCAUUCCAAGAAGAAGAAUCUCCAUCUACUUUUUACUGCAUCAGUAUGCAGUGGUUCAGAGAGUGGGAAGGAUUUGUGAAGGGCAAAGAUAGUGAUCCUCCAGGUCCUGUUGAUAACACCAAGAUUGCAGUUACUAAGUGUGGAAAUGUUACACUUAAACAAGGAGCCGAUUCUGGGCAGAUUUCUGAGGAAACAUGGAAUUUUCUGCAGACAAUCUAUGGGGGAGGACCAGAGGUUAUACUUCGACCACCUGUGGCACCAGUAGAACCUGACAUUUUGCAAACAGAAGAGAAGAUUGAAUUAGAGACUCGUGGUCUGUAGCCUUCAGCAUGAAGAUGAAUUUGUAAGGGAUGCAGUAUCCUUUCUGCUUGCCCAAAAUACAUUCCAGAACAUUUUUGUGUUUUAUGUUUUCUGUCUAGAAAAGGGGCAGCUCCAUUGGGCAUUAUGUUAUUUAGGGAAGAAUGAGUUGAAAUUUGUAAUAUAAAUUGUUAAAAGAAAUGUACUUUGAAACUGUUCAAACAGACUAUUUCUCUAAAGUUUUGGAAGGCAUAUGGCAUGUAUAUUUUGGAGUGUUUGGUCAAUGGAAAAUAUGUUAAUGCUCAACUUUUUGUUAAGUGUUAUACUUACGACAUUCUUCCGACUUGGAAAACUGAAAUGAAGGAUUUUUAAAAAUGCUUUUAAAUAACCCUAUAAUUCCUGAUGAGAGAUUUCUGAUAUUUACAAAAUGCAGUGUGUUUUAGUUAUAUAGUUUUGACAAGACAAGUUUUAAAAAAAAAAAGGGGGAGGCAUAUUUUAAAUGGAUCACAAGUUAAAAUGGAGAAAAAGGAUACUAACUUCCUAAAUACUCAGGAAAAAAUAGGUGUCACUUUUUUUUGCACUGCAGGGUAUAAUAUGAGUAGCAUAAAACUUCCAAAUGCUUUUCUUAUCUGAAUGUAUCAAAUAUUAGCCUAGAUGAAAUUUGUUUUGGUUGAUCAGCAAGUGUCAUAAUUUAUUGCCUACUAAAAUAUAACUUAUAAUAAGGCUGCUGUACAUGAGCCUGGCUAAUAUUUCCAGUAGUAUCAGUGAUGAAAAAAACUUAAUCUUUACAAUAACUCAUUUGAGAGCAUGAAGUGUGGAAUGUAAAUGAUUGUAGAGAUGAGACCAAUGCACACUUGAGAAAUUAAAUUGUCUAGUCUUUUUUAAUUAAAUGCAUAAACAGUUCCUUCUGAGGGAUUUUGUUACAUAGUUUCCAAACACUCGUUGGCAUGACAACUUGUGAUAUCAGAAGAUGGAUAAAAUAUAUUUCAAAACCUUGCUAGAUGACUUAGCUUGAUGCUGAAUGGCACUCUAUCCUUUUUAUUUUUUUGGUCCUGCUUAGUAUUGCUACCAGCUAAGCAACAUAAUUCAAAGCUGGUUCAAUAAAAAUGACCUUGAAAACUGAAAACUUUCUCUUGUGAGUUGAAUUGAUUUCUUAAGGGAAAUGUGAACAUUUGUCAAGUAAUGCUGUAGUACAGAUCUUGCAUGUCUAUCAAGUAUUCUUUGAAGGUUCUCCAUUUUAAGGAAAUUUUGUUUCCAGGUCAGAAGAUGCAGCCACCUCUCUCUCUGGCUCACUGCUGAGAAAAUGCUGCUUUAAGGUGUUGGGAAGGCACUCUGUUUUUUACAGCUGUCCUGUCCAUCUUACAGCUGUCCUGACUUUCACUGAUGAUUGAAUUUGUGACAGGGGAAUUAGAAUGCUUCACUGUGGUGGCCUAAGUAAAUUCUGCUUACCUACAAUAUUUCUAUAUUUAGAUAAUGUUUUUCUUUCUUCUGACCUGAAGUAAAGUUUAGUUUUGCUAUAUGUGCAGUUCAGUUGUGGUUCCAUUUCAGUGCUGGCUAAAAUAAACCCUAUGAAUCAUGCAAUUUUAUUUUAUAUAGAUAAAAUGCCAUAUUCACUUGAAUCCAAAACAAGGUUUUUUCCCAUUCAGUAUGGUGGGGUAGGGGUAGAAAGUGCCUGUGGCUGUGGUUCUGAUUCUGACCCUGUGCUCUGUAUCAGAGUUGGAGCCACAGCUGCUGCUCCCCCACCCCACUUCCCCCAGCCUCUGCUCCUCCCUCCCUCCUCUGCUCCCUUUCACCUCCUUCUCCCCCAACUCCCUCUACCCUACCACUGCUGCUUACCCUGCUACUUUUGUCAUGCAAUGGUGGUGGCAGCAGCAGCUUCAUCUUUGACCUGGGGCUGGGGCACAGCUGCCACUGUCACAGCCACUGCUACCUGGCUGGGUGGGAACUGGAGUCGGUAUGUACACUAUGCCCUGGGCCAGAGUUAAAGCUGUGAUGGGAGGGUAAGGGGUAGGGAGCAGGUGGUGUUGGAGGCAGCCAGCUGGGGUUGGGGAGGGAGGACAGGUGCCAGGGAUGCAGACAGUAUGGGGCAUGGAGCAGGCACCAGGGAGUGCAGGCAGUGGAACAGGUGGGAGAGGGGAAAGUGGUUGAUGGGGGUACAGAGUGGAACAGGUGGGAGAGGGGAAUGUGGUUGAUGGGGGUACAUAGGCAGUGCAGGAGGGGAGGGGGAAGGGGCAGGUGGCAGGGACCAAGGAGCAAGAGGGCGCAGGAACCACAGGAGGAGCACACACAGGGUGUGCAGGCACCAAGGGGAACAUGUGGCAAGGGCAGGAGUUAGGUCACUUUUGUCCUUGGCUGGAGUCAUGGAGGAGGGGAUUUAAGACAAACCUCCAAAAUCAAAUUAUAAACCUGGAAAAUUAUAACAUAUUUAUAAUUUAAAUAUUUUCCAUGUCUAGAACCUUAUUAUUGGGAGGUCAUCUUAGAUUUGAAAUUAUCUUGGAUUCAGAUAAAUAUGAUGUAUAGGAAUUAAUAAAGCAUUUUAAAAUUCUUUGGAAUUAAACAUGUAGAAAAGUAAAGUCCUGGUGAUGUGCUUAAAAAAACCACUCCUAAAACGUGCAAAGUAUUUGUUCAUGUUGCUAAAACAUGAUUUAAAAGAUUCAGCACCAGAUUUUGAAUUGCCAUUGUAGCAAUGCUAAGAGAUCACUUUGCAGAACCCUCAUUAACUCCCAGGCAGUUGUUAGAGAUUUUUCUGGAAUCAGAGUAGAUUGUACUGCCUUGCAGCUUCAGUUUGAUCGAUAAUUACAUGCUUUGUUGGAUUUCUGUUCUGCACCUGUCUCUCUCUUCUUGUCACUUCCUACAGAAAAAAAAAAACUUCUGAGAGAGUCAACUGGGGAGGUAGAUUGAAGGAGUUCUGUUUUGAGUGUGUUCAUUGUAGUUUUGGUGAUGCCAAGUAGUUAAAUGCCAGGUAGUUAAAUGUAGUUAAACAUUUUAUGUCAUUUUCACCCUCAAAAUAAAGUUGUCUUACAUUUCAGGCACAGUUGGACAGGUGAUAGCUUGAGGAUGGGAAACUCCUUUCUAACAGUUAAUACAAGCUACAAAGAAGUCCUAGUUUUUUUUAAUCCUCCUCAAAACUAAGGCAUUCUGGCCAAGGAAGCAGGGUGUGGUUGCUCUUUAUAUGCAUUUUACCUUUUUAUUCUCUGAAAUCUAUUGCUUUAUUUUGCUAAUUAUAUUGAGGUUAUUCAAAUUUCUACACAGAUUUUAUAGCUUAUUAUUCCAACCAAAUCCACAUCCCUAUGCUCCCAUUACAGACAACCAAAUUUCUAUGAUUUUUAUUUAAUAAAUUAGCCUUAGAAUACACCUUUGUCUGUUCUGCCCAAUUUAAAUCAUUAUUGUAGUGAAUAUGACUGUGACCUGCCAUGAUAUAAGAGUUACCUGUCCUUCCUGGUCAGGUGUGCUUCAAGGGCAGUAUGAGUUCAGGGAGAACACACUUAAGGGGAGACCUCAGCUUGGGCUGUCUGAUGUACCCAGGAAAAGAGCGUAGGCAACCUAGGACAGAACAGCAGCAGCAUCGCAGGGUUGUAGGGGUAAGACCCAAACACAUAGGUCCCAAUCAGAGUGAGGCAGUCAUGUGAUGUCUUGACUUCAGUAAGGCUCUUGAUACUGUCCUGCAUGACAUUUUUAUAUGAAUUAGGGAAAUAUGGUGUCAGGUCAGCAACCUACAGCUCUGAGCCAUCUAUGAUUUGAUCCAGCCCAUGGGGCUGGGAUGGAGUUUGGUAGCAUUUUUGCAGUGAGGGACUUUGCCCAUUUGGUGGCAGCACAGACAGGGCAAGCAAGGGUGGUGGCAGCAGCACAAGCUGGGUUAAAAGCAGCCCACCCUUGGAGUUAAACUCCAUUAAAGCACUCCUGCCCCCAUAUCCUGGGGGGUACACAGCGCUUUACUAAGGAAUAUGUGCUUAAAUAUGAAUAAUGAUUGACCAGUGACAUUGCCACAUGUUGACCUUGAUAUAAGGCCAAAAAAGUUUGAAAACCACUGCUCUAGAUGGUAGCAUGACUAGAGGUGGGCAAUGGGGCACAAGCUCUGGGCACCGUUUUAGAGCUGGGGGGGCAAGUGGCAAUAAUGGCAGCUGCUGCCACUGCCACCGUUCCUACGCAGGGAACAAAACUUCCUAGUUAUACCUCUGGAUGCACAGUUGGCUGUGGACAAGGUAGGGGGAGCACACUGAAUACUUACCAGUAUUUCAUUGUCAAACUGGGAUUAUACUUCAAGGUGGGCCCCACAGGGAUCUAGCUUGGCUUAUUCAGUAUUUUUGUUAAUAACUUUGAUGGUGGAAGAGAGAAUAUGCUUAUAAAAUUCAUAGAUUGCACUAGGCUGGGAAGGGCUGCAAGUACCCUACAAGACGGGAUCAGAAUUAAGAAUGAUUUUUUGUUGGAUAGAGAAUCUAAAACUCAAGACAAAAUUCAAUAAAAUGAAAAGUGCUACACUUGAGAAAUACAUAGAAACAAUAGGGGAAAUAAGUGGCUGAGCAGCAGCAUAGUAGAAUAAUAGGUCAUAGAUUGAAUUUGAAUCAAUGCAAUUCUGUUGUACAGAAAGCAAAUCACCUCCUUUGGAUGUAUUAAUAGAAGUGAUGCAUAUAAGACACAGGAGGCAAUUAUUCUGCUCUACUUAACGCUGGUGAAGUAUCAGAUGCUGUGUUUUGGGCACAGCAGAUCGAGAGAGGUAGACAAAUUGAGGAGAGUCUAGGGAAGGGCAGCAAGAAUGAUAGGUUUACAAAGUGUGACCUUUGAGAAAAGUUAGGAAGCACUGGAUUUGUUUAGUCUAGAAAAAGGGAAGACUGAAAUGAGAUGAAACUGUCUUCCAGUAUGCAGAAGCUUGUAUAGAGAUGGUGAUCAGUUUUGUUCUCCCUGUAUGGAGAGACUGGCUUAAUUUGUAGCAGAUGGGAUUUAGGCUGGAUGUUCACUCAUUUUAAGGGUAGCAAAACCCUGAUAAGUAGAUGUUGGAGAUUUUUAAGAACAAGUUAAACAAGCAGCUGUUGCUGAUUGACCAGAUGUGCUUUAGUCUGCCUCAGUGCCAGGGGCUGGGCUUAGAUUAUUUUUUAAGGAUCCUUUCAGUCCUACCUCAUUUCUGGCAGGAGUCUGCCUGCACACACAGACAUUAUCAGGAGUGACUCUGGGAAAUGGAAAAUCAGAGCAAUUGGGGAGCUUAAGUGUGAACAACCCAUAUUAUAGGUAACAAGGCAAAAAUGGAGGGAGGUCAUCUCAGUACCGUCGCCUUGAGAAAACACCAAGGGAGGAGUUAAGGAACUGGGUUGGGAAGCCCAGGAAAGCAAGCAAAGGGGUUCUAGAAAAAUCACUUGGAUUCUGUUCCCCCUAAUGGCCGGGGGAGGACUUCAAUUUUUGCCCAGAGGUUUAAACACCCUCCUUACAUACAAGUUCACAGAAGUCCAUCAGAAAGGGAAAUAGGAAAUAAAUUUGUUGUGAUGCCAGAUCAGGUAAGCUGCUGUUUCAAACUGGACCUGGGGUGAGUGAGAUCCUGAACUACUAGGAUUAGGCCCUAGAAAAUAAGUAGUUCUCGCUGAAGGAAAAUGCAGUGGAAAAAUAAGAGGGGAGGAGGGAAGGUUUUUAAUCCCCUAAAGUUUAAACAUUGAUCCAAAUUCAGAUCUUUGUAGGGAAUGUGGUUAACUGGGGAGUGACCUUUGGGCAGUAGGGGUGGUAGGAAGGAGUGGUUAUGAAAAUUGGAUUCAUAAUACAAAAGUCACUUGGCUGUGCUGGGCGGGGAGGUAUCAGGAUUCAAAUUAUGCAAACGCGCGCACACACACACACUCUCUCUCUCUCUCUCUCUCUCUCUGGGAUGAAGGAUCCAUAUCUAUAAUUUUCUUUAAAAAAAACAAUGGGCUUGAAGAAGCUUCAGGAGAUUGAAAUUAAACGAACUGCUAUCAAAAUAAGACAUUUUCGGAAAAAUAAGACAUUUCAGAGAGAAGACCUAAUUAGUCCUUGGUUUAACAAAGCGAGUCAACAAAGCUCCUAUUGACCUCGGUGUAAGCAAAAAUCAUAGUUAAUUUAGUAGGGAUCUUUUUUCUGUCCCCCCAAAACUGAAUGUGCAAUGAAACAAAUCACUGGGACAGUUAUAUUUGCUAGUAGCUCCUUGUUCUACAGGAGUAGUUCAGAAGGCUGUCUAUCCAAAUACUGUCCAAACUAGCCUCCAAAAGGCAAAAGGGGUGUUUGAUAAAUGUUGCAUCUAGAACAGACUUUUUAAAAUUGUUAGUAGCAUUCAUAAAAUUCUCUGUACCAGUACCAUGCCUCUUGUUCAGCUGAAUAUUAUUGUCUUCUCUUAAUUGCCUUAACCUUCUUAAUGACAAGUUUUUAAUUUUGUGCUGGAAAUGUUUGUUGUUGUGGAGGAAAAUUUGUAAUAAAAGCAAUCAUCCACUGAAAGGUUGCACCCUCAGCUUCUAGACAGUAAACCUUAAAAGCAUUCAGUCAUUGCAACAUGCUAGUUAAAAAACACAAAAACUCCACAGCAUAGCUACAGCUUCCAGUUGAUGAGAACUAGUCACGCACAAUGUAAAUAAAGUGAUCAGGAAAUGCCAAGAUGGGUCACUAUGAAAGAAAUGGAUGAAUAUUUAUACUUCUUGCAUUCAAAUGUAAAAAAGUGUUGCAGAUCAGGACUCUGGGCUUUGACUUAGUUGUUUCCAAAAUGUAAAUUUUUUGGUAUACAACUUUGUGUUUAGAACUAGAAAUCAGAUGGAUUGGUAAGAACAGUCUGAAUAGGAAUGUUUUUACAGAGCUAUUAUUUUAGUGAUGGAUGUAUAGAAUGCAUAUACUAAUAAAAAGUGAGACCUUGAGAAAAUAAUUUUUUCUACAGCAUCCAGUUGGUGUGUGGGGUACUCCUUGCUGCCCUUCAGAAUAAAUUACAGUCCCUUUCAUGGCUUGCAUUAAGCCACAUACAAACUUUCUUAAUUGAAAUGUGCCCCCCAAUGUUAGCUGUGACACUUGUUUGGGCUGUUCCACUCAGUCCUAUCACUGGGAAGCAGUUUGGUAGACAUUCCCUUCCCCUGUAGCCUCAGGAGCAGAUUAAUAAGAGCCCUGAACAGCUAGUGCAGCUGCUCACUUGCUCUCCUCUGUCUGCUGGCUGCACUGCACAGGAAGAGGGAAAGUUGUUAGGCUUGCUUCUUUGUCUGGGUCCCUGUCAGGGGUAAGAGCUGGACUGCAGCUUGAUUGGCUCUGCUGCCUGAAAGCAGGAGGUACCAGCCCUACAUCUUCUGGGUGGUGACCUGUGAGACCCCUUUGUACCACCUCAUUCACAGAGAAAGCCCCAAGGCGCUAAUUGUGCCCCCCACGAUAUUCUAAAAGUGUAUCUAGGCUUCUGACAAAGCCAGUAUAUUGUAAUGUAUACCAAAACAAGAAUCAUGCACUAAAAAUGUAACCCAGAUGAACCCCUCUUUUAAAUGUUCAGAGGCUAGCUCCUGUUAUGUGUAUAUUUAUGAAUUUUAUUUAUUUAAAAAUUCCAUCAUCAAAUGACCACUUAAGUUACAAAGAUUCCUGUGAGAGCAUCAGCUUCUUGAUACAGAAGCAACUAUGGAUCCGUCUUUCUGAUAAACCUCAAACCUUCCACCAAAGACUUACAGCACAAAGAAGUACAUACAACUCAUUGCACUCUGUCCAGAAAGGCUCAACUGGGAGAAAAGCCAAGUGACAUUUGGUAAUGCUGCAGUUUGUUGAAUACAUUUAUUUUGGGAAAUUGAGAUGAAAUACCCUAGAAAUAUGAUCUUGAAUACUAAAGCUGAAUAACCCCUCUGCUACCAGACAAGCUGCAGCAUCAUAAGUAUUGUACCUAAGAUAAAACAUGACGCUCUAGGAGUUUUAAGGGGGUUUUGGGCCAUUCCAAAAAAGAAAAGCAGCUGUGUGUGUGCAAAUAUUAUCAAUUGGUACCUGUAUCUGAGUGAGUGAACAGAUUUAGAGAGCUCAUCCGGAAGAAUACACUUGGAAAUGUAAUCACUUUGGAAAUCUUGGAAAUGUAUUAACUAUUUUAAUUUGCAUGUAUUUAGUGUCUAUGUGAAAGGAAUAUUAUGUCUUAGAAAAAUAAAUCCA
Alligator sinensis (Chinese alligator) is the source of this 11320-nucleotide messenger RNA. It is a transcript of the gene USP33, whose product is annotated as ubiquitin specific peptidase 33. The transcript has 27 exons. Lineage: Eukaryota; Metazoa; Chordata; Crocodylia; Alligatoridae. Gene Ontology annotation, biological process: protein deubiquitination. Bases 593 to 3262 code for a protein of 889 amino acids. Gene Ontology annotation, molecular function: cysteine-type deubiquitinase activity; zinc ion binding. The record is from RefSeq and is a predicted model, not a curated record.